Molecule: messenger RNA, 381 nt
Organism: Botrytis porri
Lineage: Eukaryota; Fungi; Ascomycota; Leotiomycetes; Helotiales; Sclerotiniaceae
Exons: 2
Coding region: 1-381 (126 amino acids)
Source: RefSeq, a predicted model, not a curated record
AUGUUUGUUGUUUCUAGACCCAGCAGACACUUCCUAGCCGAUGAGGUCGACAAACUGGUCAGGAAUUUCGAGCUUCUCCGUCCAUACAAGCAGGAUAGUUCAGCAAAGUUUGAACAGGCGAAGACGGAUCUUGUUGACAUAAUGAAGAGACUUCGUCUUCAACAUGAUAAGGAUCAGGAAACUGUUGAGCAGCUGAGGCGUAGACUUAUCGGGUUGGUGACGUCCAAGCUCCGAGCACAGGCGAAUCGCGAUUUUGAAUUAUGUGAUUUUUUUGAUGCAGAUCAUCAAGAUAGUUCGAUUCGGAGAGACAAACUUAAUGCUGAGUUACGUAAAAUGGGAGAAGAUAUAGCCAAAAUGUCCGGGCUAUUGACUGAAGAAUGA